GCUAUGACAUCCCAUGACAAUUUCCUGCCGGAAGUGGUGGCGUUUCCUGGAGACAAGGGGCAGGCGGCGGUCCCGAUUACAGGAUGAAUGUUGGGGUGGCUCACAGCGAGGUUAACCCCAACACCCGAGUUCUGAACAGCCGUGGAAUAUGGUUGGCAUACAUCAUACUGGUGGCAUUUUUGCACAUUAUCCUACUAAGCUUUCCAUUCUUCAGCGUUCCUGUUGUUUGGACACUGACCAAUGUCAUCCACAAUCUUGUGAUGUACCUUUUCCUGCACACUGUGAAGGGCACACCCUUUGAGACUCCAGACCAAGGCAAGGCACGACUCCUUACUCAUUGGGAACAGAUGGACUAUGGCAUUCAGUUCACCUCUUCACGCAAGUUUCUCACCAUAACCCCCAUUGUAUUAUACCUCCUUGCCAGCUUUUACACAAAGUAUGAUGCAGUCCAUUUUCUUAUCAACACAGUAUCGUUGCUCACUGUUCUUCUGCCAAAGCUCCCACAAUUCCAUGGAGUCAGAAUAUUUGGAAUCAAUAAAUACUGAAGAGGACGACACUACCCAGCAUCCCACAUCAGUUUAAGGAACCUUAACAUGCUGUUUCCCUAACGUCAUGUGCCUUUUACAUUGAGAAUGCAGUGUUCUACAGAUGCCUUGCAGAGCUUGGUUGGAAAGUUAGCACUGAUGUUGCCUUAGAGCUGUCUAAUACACUGUAGGAUUCUUCAGCACUAAAUUAAUUUAGAAAUACCUACAUCAUAAUUGCAGUCAUCCUUUCUAAAGUACUGCUACAUGGACAAGCUUAUCAGGAUGGUUUAUGAUUUAAGUAUUGCUUUAAAGUGAACCAGGUCUAGUUUUGCAAAUGACAUUCCAUAGCAGCCUCAUUUAACACUUUGAUACUUAAGAGACUAGUUUGUGCUUUCAUAUUCACCAUCUCUUAAAUUAGAAAGCACAAGGGCUGGGAUAGGAACACUUUCUAUAAUUAUACCUCAGAUUAAAAAAAAAAUAUAUAUCCUUGAUGUAAAAUUUUUGCUAAUUGAAAAAAUAAAACAGAGGUUCCUUGUACAUAAUUCUGAACAUAUCUUAGAUUAUAAAGGGCCAUUUUAAUGCAAAACCAAAAUACUUUGGUGUUAUUUUUUACCUUAUGUCCGUGGCUUACUUACUAUAUGUUUAAGCCUGCAAACGUAUAGCCAAGAUCUGGCUUGGGAGGCUCAACAAAAUUCUGAGCAGGACAUGGCAGUUGUCUAAAUGUAAUUUGUAACUGGCUCCCGACCAUGUCCUGCUCAGGAGUUGCAAUAUGUUCAGUCUGUUAAGCAAGAUUUAGGUAUGUAUAAAAGACCUUUGCAGGGAUUAUUAGCUAAGGGCAUUAGUGGGUAAACGUAUGUUUAAAGGGACAGUCUACUUCACACUUUUUAUUGUUUAAAAAGACAGAUAAUCCCUUUUAUUACCCAUUCCCCAGUUUUGCAUAACCAACACUGUUUAUAUAAUACACUUUUUACCUCUGUGUGUACCUUGUAGAUAAGCCUCUGCAGACUGCCCCCUUAUCUCAGUUCUUUUGACUGAGUUGCAUUUUAGACAGUUGGUGCUGACUCAUAAAUAACUCCUAGGGAGAGAGCACAAUGUUAUCUUUAUGGCACACAUGAACAAUGCACUGAGAUAAGAGGCGGCCUUUACGGGUUUAGAAUUUAGCAUAUGAGCCUCCCUAGGUUUAGAUUUCAACAAAAAACUCCAUGAGAAAAAAGCAAAUUUGAUGAUAAAAGUAAAUUGGAAAGUUGUUCAAAAUUGCCAGCUCUAUCUGAAUCAUGAGUUUGAUUUUGACUAUACUGUCCCUUUUAAAAUUUUAUUUUUAGCAUUUAACUGUAUCAUUUAAAGGGACACUCAACACAUCUUGAUUUUAUGUAAAAAAUAAAUAAAUGUGCUUUGCCCCAUACUCCCCAGAGAAGACAAAAAUCAAAAUUUGUAACCUAGGUUUUCAAAAGUGCUGCAAAUUCCCCCCAAAACCUGCUACUUGGUUUCCAGGGUACAUAUUUUAUUUUAUAGCCUUUCUAUGGAGUUUAGGACAAAUACAAUUUUACACAAGAGGUGCUCAAUGUCCUUUAAAGCAUGUGAAUUGCUUUUUUUUUUAUAUUUAUUUCAUAUAUUCCUAAUUUAAGGGCCAUAAUAGUUUAAAAUUACACGGACUAAUUUGUUAGUGCAUGUAAUUUUAACACUAUCGACCCUGCACUACUUGUUAAACCCCGCAAAGGAGUUAACAGCAGCACUAGUCACGUGACUCAGAUAUGUAACUAGUCCUGCUGAUUUUUAUCAGCAAUAGUUUUAACUCGGAACCUGCAGUGCUCUGAGGGUCCAGAGCGGUACUUAUACAGUGUGCAUGGCCAAUAGUAUUAAAAUUACAUGUUGUUACGAAUUAGCGCAUGUCAUUUUUUCCACUGUUAUGGCCCUUUAGUUUACUUGAUUUUAUUAUCUGAAACUAAAUAACCUUAAAUGCAGUUCUGCCCACAUAAGUUGCUCAUAUUUGUGCAUAUAACUUAUAGAGGUUUGGCAAUUGAUGUUGCAAUUGCAGGCAGCUUGUGUGUAGCAUAGAGAACACAAAAUAAAUGAAGAACUGUGAUUAGUCUUUUAAUUAGAAAUGUAACUGACCUUUUAUUUUGCGCACUAAGUGACAGCACGUUAAAUUAAAAUAAAAUCUCAUUGAAAUGGA
This is a messenger RNA of Bombina bombina (fire-bellied toad), 2697 nucleotides long. It is a transcript of the gene ORMDL2, whose product is annotated as ORMDL sphingolipid biosynthesis regulator 2. The record is from RefSeq and is a predicted model, not a curated record. Gene Ontology annotation, cellular component: endoplasmic reticulum membrane. The transcript is spliced from 4 exons. Gene Ontology annotation, biological process: negative regulation of ceramide biosynthetic process; ceramide metabolic process; intracellular sphingolipid homeostasis. The coding region runs from base 84 to 545 and encodes 153 amino acids. Lineage: Eukaryota; Metazoa; Chordata; Amphibia; Anura; Bombinatoridae.